This is a messenger RNA of Miscanthus lutarioriparius, 507 nucleotides long. The record is from the annotation of a GenBank genome assembly. Lineage: Eukaryota; Viridiplantae; Streptophyta; Magnoliopsida; Poales; Poaceae.
AUGGCCGCCUCCUCCGCCGCCCCGGCCCAGCCUCCUCCUCCGUACUGCGCGCUACCUUUUGCUCCUCCGCCGGCUUCGGCCCGUCUCCUCCGUCCUCCAUAUUCGGCGACGGCACCGAGGUCGCCAACGUUCCACCGCUCACCACACCCAAGCUCUUCGUCAGCGCUAUGCUCAGUAACAAUACUCUCUCAGCAAGCAGCAGGCCUUUCAAGGCUAACAACAGAUGAGAAGCUCCAGGGUGCAUUUGCUCCUUUCGGGAGGCUCCUUGAAGCAAAAGUGGUGACGGAUAGAGUUUCUGGGAGGUCAAAGGGUUUCGGUUUCGUGAGAUAUGCCACCAUAGAAGAGGCCGAGAAAGCGCGGCAGGAGAUGAACGCCAAGUUUCUGGAUGGAUGGGUCAUCUUCGUUGACCCUGCCAAACCAAGGCAGCCAAAGCCCGCUCCUGAGCAGGACACCCGUUCCUCUCAUGCUGGCUUCACGACGAACAAGACUGUAGGAUGGUGCGGCUAG